ACAAGUGUUACUUGACGAACAAUUUCGACCAAAAGUGUCAUUUGGCGAACAAUUAGGACCAAAAGUGUCAUUUGACCAACGAUUGGGACCAAAUGUGUCAUUUGACCAACAAUUGAGACAACAAGCGUUAUUUGACGAACAAUUCCGAGCAAAAGUUGCAUUUGGCGAACAAUUGGGACUAAAAGUGUCAUUUGGCGAACAACCGACACCAAGAAUCCAGCAACUCGAUACUCGAAUCUCAGGGACUGAUCAAUUCACGAUGGGCCUAUCAGAUAACGAUUUGAGAAUGGGUAACGGAGGAGCUCCAGGGGGCCAAGUUUUGACUGUUCCAAAUACUGGUCCUACCAAUACCAUAUCCCAGCUCUGUGCAAUUUGCGGUGAUCGUGCUACAGGGAAACAUUAUGGUGCAGCCUCCUGCGAUGGUUGCAAAGGUUUCUUUAGAAGAUCAGUCAGAAAAAAUCAUCUGUAUUCAUGCCGAUUUCACCGAAAUUGCAUUGUCGACAAGGACAAACGUAAUCAAUGUAGAUACUGCAGACUCCGAAAAUGCUUCAAAGCUGGCAUGAAAAAAGAAGCUGUGCAAAAUGAAAGAGAUAGAAUAAGCUGCAGAAGGCCCAGUUACGAGGAACAACAUAAUAUUAACGGUCUAUCUAUUAAUAUCUUGAUGCAUGCUGAAAUGAGUAGCAGAAAAGAAACCUUAGAGGCAAAAGAUACUAAUCUUAGUACGAAACAAAUAGCAACCCUAGCCGACGUGUGCAAUAGCAUGAAAGACCAAUUGAAUAACCUCGUCAAUUGGGCCAAACUCAUUCCACCGUUUCUCAACCUCUCGCUAGACGACCAAGUGGCAUUAUUAAGGGCGCAUGCAGGCGAAACCCUACUACUUGGUGUUGCAAGACGCAGUUUGCACCUUAGAGAUGUAUUACUACUAGGAAAUAAUUGUAUAAUCACCAGAACUGCUCCUGUAUUUAUAUUUUCUUCAGAAGGACAUAAUGAAGAAUUGGACAUCAGUAAAGUUGGUACGAGAGUAAUGGAGGAACUUGUGAAACCAUUCCAAGAUAUCCAAAUGGAUGAUACCGAAUUUGCUUGUCUCAAGGCCAUCGUGUUUUUGGAUCCAUACGCAAAUGGUUUGAGCGAUUCACAAAAAAUCCAGAACAUGCGACAUCAAGUUCAAGUCCUUCUGGAGGAUUAUAUAAGUGAUCGUCAAUACGAAAACCGUGGUCGUUUCGGGGAAAUAUUACUGACAUUGACGGCACUGCAAUCGAUCUCUUGGCAAAUGAUCGAACAAAUUCAAUUUGUCAAAUUGUUUGGUGUAACUCAGAUAGACGAUCUUUUACAAGAAAUGUUACUUGGUGGUGCUAUUACCGAAUUUAACGGAACAUCAACGCCAGUACAACUUUCCACUACUCCUGGAAGUUACGUAAGCAGCAACGGAAGUCCUACAAGUCCGUUAACACCUUCCAAUAUUGCUGGUGGCCCAAUAAGUCCCCAAGAACAAAUAUUAGCAGAUACCAAUCCAGUUUUUAUCAUCAGGGAUUUCGUGUCUAUCGCAGAACAAGACGACAUAAACACCGUUGCUGGAUUCAGAUUAUUUAAACAAGAACCUAGCCUUGAACCAGAACCAACAUUCUGACUAGAUCAGGAAGGACUUAUUUAAUAAACCGAUUGUGUUUCGUUUUAAUCUCUUCCAUACAACGUUAAGACAUUAGGAAAUGAUUUCAUUAUAUCUUUCUUAUUCAUCUCAAUCACACGUGGAUGGUGGUUUCAACAAUUUCGAAUCUAUCGAAGAAACAAUUUAGAUUUUUAUUUGCAACGUUUGAAACUUUUCAAUCCAAUCCACGUAUAAAUGUUGUUUUUCGAUAUAACGUUAAGGAAAAGUAAUGAAAAUAAUUUUUAUGCGUUACUCAAAGAUCAUUCCCUUUUAAUAAAAAAAAAAAAUAUCUUUAGUUUUGUUCUUUUAUAUUUGUUAGCAAUCAAACGGAAAGAUUUAAAAAGAUGUAUUAUCAUCGAUCAUCGAAUUAUACAUGUUUACUUUCUUAUGAGCAUUGAAUCACAAACUACGAUAAUCUUCAAGGCCGUUCUUCGACAACGAAAAAAAAAAAAGAAAAAGAAAAAGAA
Messenger RNA from Polistes dominula (European paper wasp), 2112 nucleotides. RefSeq names its product Hepatocyte nuclear factor 4 (gene Hnf4). Gene Ontology annotation, biological process: regulation of DNA-templated transcription. The record is from RefSeq and is a predicted model, not a curated record. Gene Ontology annotation, molecular function: RNA polymerase II cis-regulatory region sequence-specific DNA binding; nuclear steroid receptor activity; zinc ion binding. Gene Ontology annotation, cellular component: nucleus. Lineage: Eukaryota; Metazoa; Arthropoda; Insecta; Hymenoptera; Vespidae.